AUGGCCAGUUAUUAUGAUGAACUUGGUAUUCAACCAAACAGUCAUAAGAAGAAAAAGACAUACGAUGUCGAUCUCGAUGCAUUCAUGAACCCAGCAUCCGGAUCUAUAUCAAACACCAGCUCAUCAACCUUGGGAGACAUGCGUCAUGUGGAACAGCUCCUUCAAACGGCUAGGCAAGGGCUUGCGUUCUUUGGCCAAUUCCGACAACAGAUGCGAACAGGAGGUGAUGUUGAUCAGGAAAGAUUCCUAGACGAUCUUGUUUCACAGUUAUUAGAAGAGUCUCAAAAUGAAGCCAAGGGCCCUCCACCUGCCUCAAAAAGAUUCAUUGAUACCUUACCGAACCUGAACAAAAAUACAUUAGACAAGGAGGAGAGUUGUAUUAUUUGUAAAGAGAACCUUAGAUCAAGUGAUCAUACUGUCACCCAAUUGCCAUGUGGGCAUUUAUUUGAUCUAGAAUGUAUUGUUCCUUGGUUACAGUUGCAUCAUACAUGUCCUAUGUGUCGACACAAAUUUGAGACAGAAGAGCAGGUGAAAGAAGAAGAGGAAGAAGAACAACGGAGCUGGAUGUAUGGCUAG
Messenger RNA from Mycotypha africana, 576 nucleotides. RefSeq lists its product as uncharacterized. The record is from RefSeq and is a predicted model, not a curated record. Gene Ontology annotation, molecular function: ubiquitin protein ligase activity. NCBI's taxonomy places the organism in Eukaryota, Fungi, Mucoromycota, Mucoromycetes, Mucorales, Mycotyphaceae. The transcript has 5 exons. Gene Ontology annotation, cellular component: cytoplasm. Gene Ontology annotation, biological process: protein ubiquitination. The coding region runs from base 1 to 576 and encodes 191 amino acids.